Linum trigynum is the source of this 3246-nucleotide messenger RNA. NCBI's taxonomy places the organism in Eukaryota, Viridiplantae, Streptophyta, Magnoliopsida, Malpighiales, Linaceae. The record is from the annotation of a GenBank genome assembly.
AUGGCGUCCCUCGCUGUGGCCGCCGAACGACUCAAGGACUUGUCCCAGCCUAUUGAUGUCUCAUUGCUCGACGCCACCGUCGGUGCUUUCUACGGCACUGGAUCUAAAGACGAGAGGGCAGCAGCAGAUAGGAUUUUGCAGGACUUGCAAGGUAAUCCAGAUAUGUGGCUCCAAGUGGUGCACAUUUUGCAGAACACAAAGAAUCUGAAUACCAAAUUCUUUGCCUUGCAGGUUUUAGAAGGUGUUAUAAAAUACAGAUGGAAUGCAUUGCCAGGAGAGCAACGAGACGGGAUGAAGAACUACAUAUCUGAAGUCAUCGUGCAGCUUUCAAGUAACGAGAACUCUUUUCGUCAAGAAAGGCUGUACGUGAACAAGCUCAAUGUCAUUUUAGUCCAGAUUUUGAAGCAUGAAUGGCCAUCUAGGUGGCGUAGUUUUAUUCCUGAUCUUGUAGCUGCUGCAAAAACCAGUGAAACUAUCUGUGAGAACUGCAUGGCUAUUUUGAAACUUCUGAGUGAAGAAGUUUUUGAUUUCUCUCGAGGGGAGAUGACCCAACAAAAGAUAAAGGAACUUAAACAAUCCUUGAACAGCGAGUUUCAACUCAUCCAUGAGUUAUGCUUAUAUGUACUGUCGGCAUCUCAAAGAACAGAGCUCAUUCGAGCAACACUGUCCACAUUACAUGCUUUUCUUUCUUGGAUCCCUUUGGGCUACAUCUUUGAAUCCCCGUUGUUGGAAACACUUCUGAAGUAUUUCCCAAUGGCAUCGUAUAGAAAUCUAGCCCUUCAGUGUCUGACCGAGGUUGCUGCUCUUAGUUUUGGCGACUUUUAUGAUUUGCAGUACAUCAAGAUGUACAACUUUUUCAUGGUCCAGUUGCAGGUCAUACUCCCACCCACCACAAAAAUUCCAGAUGCAUAUACUAAUGGAUCUAGUGAGGAGCAGGCCUUUAUUCAGAAUUUGGCGCUCUUUUUUACCUCCUUUUACAAGGCUCAUAUUCGGAUAUUGGAGUCUAGUCAGGAAAAUAUAUCUGCUCUUCUGAUGGGUCUGGAAUAUCUCAUUCACAUUUCAUAUGUUGAUGACACUGAAGUUUUCAAGGUUUGCUUGGAUUAUUGGAACUCCUUGGUGUUGGAGCUCUUUGAGGCCCAUCAUAAUCUGGACAAUCCUGCAGCAACUGCAAACAUGAUGGGGUUGCAGGUGCCCUUGCUUCAUGGCCUAGUCGAUGGCAUAGGUUCUCAAAUAAUGCAGCGGAGGCAGCUUUAUGCUGGUACAAUGUCGAAGUUGCGUAUGCUUAUGAUCUGUCGUAUGGCUAAACCUGAAGAGGUUCUCAUAGUGGAAGAUGAAAAUGGAAAUAUUGUUCGUGAAACCAUGAAAGAUAAUGAUGUGCUUGUUCAAUACAAGAUCAUGCGGGAAACAUUGAUCUACUUGUCGCAUCUUGAUCAUGACGACACAGAAAAACAGAUGUUGAAAAAGUUGAGCAAACAACUAACUGGCGAGGAUUGGAGCUGGAAUAACUUGAACACACUAUGCUGGGCGAUAGGCUCCAUCUCUGGUUCCAUGAUGGAAGAACAGGAAAAUAGAUUUCUGGUUAUGGUCAUCCGUGACUUAUUGAAUCUGUGCGAAAUCACAAAAGGAAAAGACAACAAAGCUGUUAUUGCAAGCAACAUCAUGUACGUUGUUGGACAGUAUCCACGAUUUCUUAGAGCUCAUUGGAAGUUUCUGAAAACUGUUGUCAAUAAACUUUUUGAGUUCAUGCAUGAGACUCACCCUGGAGUUCAGGAUAUGGCUUGUGAUACCUUCCUGAAAAUUGUCCAGAAAUGCAAGCGGAAGUUUGUUAUCGUACAGGUUGGAGAAAGUGAACCCUUCGUAUCUGAGCUUUUGUCUGGCCUUGCAACCACUGUUGGUGAUCUUGAGCCUCAUCAAAUUCAUACAUUCUAUGAAUCUGUUGCACAAAUGAUUCAUGCAGAACCCGAUCCACAGAAGAGAGAUGAAUAUUUGCAGAGGCUCAUGAAUCUGCCAAACGAGAAAUGGGCUGAGAUUAUAGCAUCGGCUCGUCAGAGUGUUGAUUUUCUGAAAGAUCAAGAUGUGAUUCGAACAGUGCUUAAUAUACUGCAGACAAAUACCAGUGUUGCAACUUCUCUUGGAACUUACUUCUUACCCCAAAUAUCUCUGAUCUUUUUGGACAUGCUUAAUGUGUACAGAAUGUAUAGCGAGCUUAUAUCAAGUACCAUUGCAAAUGGUGGACCUUUUGCAUCACGAACAUCCUAUGUAAAACUAUUAAGGUCCGUUAAGAGGGAGACACUUAAGCUCAUUGAGACGUUUUUGGACAAGGCUGAGGAUCAGCCUCAGAUUGGGAAGCAAUUUGUGCCCCCGAUGAUGGAUCCUGUUCUUGGAGACUAUGCUAGAAAUUUGCCUGACGCUAGAGAAUCUGAAGUUCUCUCACUUUUUGCGACAAUUAUAAACAAGUAUAAGGCUACGAUGAUAGAUGAUGUUCCUCGCAUUUUUGAAGCCGUCUUUCAGUGUACUUUGGAGAUGAUUACCAAAAAUUUUGAAGACUACCCGGAGCAUCGCCUCAAGUUCUUUUCACUACUUCGGGCAAUUGCAACCCACUGUUUUCCUGCUUUGAUUCAUUUGUCCAGUCCGCAACUGAAGCUAGUGAUGGAUUCAAUUAUAUGGGCUUUCCGGCAUACAGAGAGGAACAUAGCGGAGACAGGGUUGAACUUGUUAUUAGAGAUGCUGAAGAACUUCCAGGCGUCCGAGUUCUGUAAUCAGUUCUACCAGACCUACUUUGUGACGAUUGAGCAGGAGAUAUUUGCUGUGCUGACGGACACAUUCCACAAACCUGGCUUUAAGUUGCAUGUCUUGGUGCUACAGCACUUGUUCUGCCUGGUUGAGAGUGGGGCCCUGACAGAGCCUUUGUGGGAUGCUGCAACUGUUCCCUAUCCUUAUCCUAAUAACUCAAUGUUUGUUCGAGAGUAUACAAUCAAGCUAUUGGGGACUUCGUUCCCCAACAUGACUGUAGCAGAGGUUGGUCAAUUUGUGAAUGGGCUAUUUGAAUCGAGGAAUGAGUUAUCAGGAUUCAAAGAUCGCAUUAGAGAUUUCCUUGUGCAAUCAAAAGAAUUUUCAGCUCAGGACAAUAAGGAUCUUUAUGCUGAAGAGGCUGCUGCUCAGAGGGAGAGAGAGAGACAGCGAAUGCUCUCUAUUCCGGGGCUUAUUGCCCCAAACGAGAUACAAGACGAGAUGUUGGAUUCAUAG